AUGGACCAUAACAAAAGUAAUAGUAAUGUUCAAAAAAAUAUGGGUGUUCAUAAAAAUAAGCAAUUAAAACUUAUAUCAGUGGAAUUUAAAGAGGCUUCUGUGGAUUCACCAGCAUUUAGGGCACAUGUGAAUUUCUUUCAUACAAGAAUGGAGAUAUUCGAGGACAGGUUACAAACAACUAUGGCCUUUUAUGAUCAGAAGUUUAAGACUGCAUUUGAUGAUUUUCAACGUGUAGGAGAGACUAUUGUUUCUUUAGCUUUUCCAUCUCCAGUGAUGUUAGCUAAUGGGUUAGUAAGUAAUCAAACAUUUACACCGUCUGUAAUAUCUGAAUCCAGUUUAGAAUAUAAGAAAUUCUUUGAAUUUCUUAUUAAAGUUGUAAUUGGAACAAGUAAUUCACGGUCACAGAUAAUUAUAAAUUUGCUUUCAAAUGUUAUUGAACCUUAUAAGAGUAAAAGAAAAACUUUUGAAUAUUUUCAAACAAAAUAUGAUAAUAUGUUGAAUUCAUUCCAAGACAUUAAGGUUACAAACAAAUUAUUGGAUCCACAAAAUAUUCAAAAUGAUGCCCAACAAUUACAUGAAAUAAGAAAAAGUUAUCUAACAGCAUCAUUAGAUUUAAUUGAAACAAUGUCUGAAGUGAAAUUGAAUCUAGAGAAACACUUUCUGGACUCUAUUUCUGUUUUGAUUUCCCGGGCACAUAGUACAUUAUCCACAAAAAAUCCAGAUAUUGGGUUAUUUUCAUCUGCUAAAUCAAAAUACUUUAACGAUUAUAAAGAAUGGGUCCAAAAUGCAGUUGAAGGGUAUGAAGCUUUAAGAAAUGAUAUUCAGCAUGCAAAAAAGCAAAUAUUUGAGUAUGCUAGUAAUUUUUAUGCGCCUUCUCAAGAUAUCAACGAUUACAAUAUAACAAAUAUUCAUAAUGCAGUAGAAGUUUGUAAAAGUUUACCAGUCCCCUUUGUAUGUCCUGAAAAGUCUGGAUGGUUACAUAUGAAGACUACAGUAGGUAAAGAUAACAGAGAAGUAUGGGUCAGAAGAUGGUGUUUUUUGCAAAAUGGUGUGUUUGGUAUGUUCUUAUUGUCACCUUCAAAGAUAUACGUUGAAGAAACUGAUAAAUUUGGUGUCUUUUUAACACAAGUAAGACAUGCAAUGGAGGAAAAUAGAAAAUAUUGCUUUGAAGUUAAAAUAAUCAAUGGUAGUGGAUAUAAUACAGAUAUUUCUUAUCGAAACCAUGGAAAUGAUUCUAAAAAUAACAACAUUAAGAUUAUUUUUCAAACAGAAACCUUAAAAGAUUUAGAAUUUUGGUUAAAUACAUUUGAGUUAUCAAAAAAGUACAUUGGAACAUUAAAUAAUAGUACAUUAGCACAUGAAAUUGCAUACAAAAGAUUUUCCCCAAGGUUUUUUGAAUUUGCUUCUAGUACUACCACAUCAAUAGAUCAGGCUAUUACAACAUUUGAUAGUGAAACAAUAUCUUUACUCGAUGAGUUAAAUUGUACUUUUUCAGAGUAUGAGGUUUUGAAUUUACCAGACGGGAAACUGUUUGAGUUUCAUAUGGAUGCAACUCCUCUGACUACAAAAUUAUCACAGUUGGCUAUAUUGGCAAACUAUUUUACUCGUGGUAGUUGGUUCCCUAAUGGUAUCUUGGUUAAUAUAUGGGGGACCACAAAUUGGAGUGAAUAUUCUCUAUGUGAGAGCAAACAAAUGAGGUCAUCUACUGUGGUAGAUAAAGCUCAUAACAGACUAUCGAUGGUAAAUUCAGAAAUUUUCCCUACUUUUUAUGAUAGACAAUUACAAAUUGAUGAUGUACAAAUGAAAAAUGUGUUUUAUAUCAUUGACCAAAGGUUAUUGAAAAUGAAGACUGAGUUUUUGUUAUUCAAAUUUAAUUCUUUUUGGUAUCCUAAUGCAAAACAAAGAUUUCCAUCGGUAUGCUAUGUUACAAAGGAUUAUUUGUUUUGUUAUAUGAAUUCCAUGGGGUUUAUAUGUUUAACUAAGCUGAAUACUGAUGAUAUUAUAUCUGUUGAGAUUGACAAAGACCAUUCGAAUCGUAUAAUUCUUUAUGAUGUAGAAAAUGUUCAAUAUAAAAUGGAUGUUUUAUUUACUGAAAGAAAGGCUGUAGUGUUAAAAUUGCAGGCUUUAAUUGAGAAUAAAGUUUCUCAUAAAGUGACUAGUUUGGAGAGUAUAUUUAAGAAAUUUGUUGCUAUUGAUCAACAAGUUAAAGAAUCUGAAGUCACAGAUAACUUGAAUGUGGGUACUUUAGAAACCAAACAAGAAUCAGAUGCUAAAAAAAUUGUAACAAGAAAUCAAGAAGGUAUAUUAGGUUCAGUUAAUAAUAAAGAUUUUAAAGGAACUGAAUUUUUGGAAACCAUAACAUUUUGGAAAAUGGGGAAUGUGGCGGAUUUAUUGGCUAGAUUAAGAAAUUUUAGGAAACAUUCAACCAUAGUCUAUAAACAUGAUUAUAAUAUUCCGAGUAAAGGAUUGAUACACAUUCUUUUUGGUGAUAGCUCAACUGCAUUUCCUCGUUGUUUCUUUUUGGCAAGUUCUAAUACUACUACAAUUGAUAUAUCAUUUUGGAAACAAGAACAAAAUAAGAAGAAGGGUGAUGGUGAUACUAUUUUGACUCGUUAUUUAAAGUUCCCUAUAGAUGUAACCCACUAUUUGUUAAAUAGAAAAGGAAAAAUUAGUCAAGGCAAUGUUAAACAAAAGUCGUUAUGUUUGAAACAAAGUAUUGUGAAGGCUGUUGAAAAUAUAUAUUAUGAAGUAGAGCAAGGACCAACUUAUAUUAAAUUACCAAUGUGCAAUUAUCUUAGAGUUAAAGUAAUAUACUGUAUAACACAAACUUUUGCUCCCAAAGACCAUGUUGAAACAAGACUAAGAAUGUCUACAAGUGGUUCAGUAAUUCAAAUGUUUUAUAAGUUUGACUUUAUUAAUAAACAAACUGGUGAAAUAAUUACAGAGGAAAAAUGGACAUAUUUAGAUAAAAUUUUGUUAGAAUGGGCUGUAUUUUUCAGUAAUGUUGAAUUUCUAUUAGUUAGGAAAGUAAUUAGGUAUUACUUAGAAAAAAUUGGAAAUCACGGUAAGGUCAUAAAAGCCAUGAAAUUGUGUGGGUUAAUUGGUGUUGAUAUUCAGGAUGACGAUAAGAAAAAGGAGAAAGUGAUUUUAGAGGAAGAGGAAGAACAAGAAAGAAAGGAGCAACAGCAGAUUGACAACAAUAAGAAUGAGCAAAAAAAGGAUUUUAUUCCAGAUGGAUAUUUGGUCAGAUAUUCAUUUAUGAUUUUAUUGAAAGUGUUUUUAAAGCAUAUUAUGUAUCGAAUUGUGAAUAUGUUGUUGUCCGUUAUUAGAUGUGGUAUCAGUUUGCUUAUUAUAUUGAAGAAAAUUAUUCAGAAUUUAAACAAAAUCCUAUUACUUGGAUUAUUUUUAUCGAUACUAUUUAAUAUAUUCUUAAGCGGUAGGAGUACCAUGUCCUUUUGGGCUGUUAAAAGAGCAAAGAGUACAUUUGUUUCGUAUAUGGAACAAUCUCAAAAAGCACAUGAAGAGAACAUAGCAAAUAGAAAGAAUAUUAUUUAUUUAGAUGAUUUAGAAGCUUUGACACAAGAUCUAGCCUUGGAGACCGAUAAUUUAGUUUAUCAGGAGUUUAAAAAGCAACAUGGUGAUUCCUCCAUUAUCAAUAAGUUUCAAGCUACUAGGGAUGAUGUGGCAAUCAGAAGGAAUGAAUUAUUGGUAGAACUUAAGAUUUUGCAAAAUAUGGAAAGAGAGAUCAUACAAGGUGAUUAUAGGGAAUUUUUACUUGGAGAAACAUCUCAAUGUGAUAAGAUUCAAAAGGAAAUGAAAGACUUAUAUGAAAAUGAUGCAAAUUUACAAAAAUACUGUGAUAGUUGUUAUUCAGAAUUGGAAAGGUUGACUGAAUUAUUGUUGUAA
Molecule: messenger RNA, 3906 nt
Organism: Arxiozyma heterogenica
Lineage: Eukaryota; Fungi; Ascomycota; Saccharomycetes; Saccharomycetales; Saccharomycetaceae
Gene: SIP3
Product: Sip3p
Exons: 1
Coding region: 1-3906 (1301 amino acids)
Cellular component (GO): plasma membrane; endoplasmic reticulum
Source: RefSeq, a predicted model, not a curated record